AUGCUGCCGCCGCAGGCGGAAGGCAUGUUCCGGCAGGCGCUGGACGCCGAGCUGGCCGCCCAGCGCCCGCAGGAGGCGCCAGGCGCCGCGCCCGCGGCACCUCCGCCGCCCGUGCCGCCGCCGGCGCAGGCGGCGCCGGCGGGUUCCGAGCUGCACGACGCGGCGCUGGUGCCGGGCACUGAGGUGAUUAUCCAGGGGCUCGUGAAGUUGCCGGAUUUCAACGGCCUCACCGGCGUUGUGCAGUCGCUGGACGCCGAGAGCAUGCGGUACGACGUGCUCCUCGACGGCCCCGCCGGCCAGUGCGGCUGGCGCUGGGUCAAG
This is a messenger RNA of Prorocentrum cordatum, 321 nucleotides long. Lineage: Eukaryota; Dinophyceae; Prorocentrales; Prorocentraceae. The record is from the annotation of a GenBank genome assembly.